AUGCGCCGCGUGCGCACCUCUCCCAGAAGCCCUGUUAAACGUGCCUUGAACAUUUCUGCGGACCAAGGGAACGCGAAACCUUCACAGUCGAUUCCAACAACGCCGGAUGUGGAGAACUUCCCUUCAAUACAGGAGCCAACCGCCCAGUCGGCGGAUAACAUCAGCAAAAAUGGCUACGUACCUAGCGUGCCAGCAUGCCCGGAAACGACGCUUUCCCCUCGUCCAACACUGUCCCGGGUCGAGAAGCGGCGGAGCGGGACCUUCGGGUCUUUUGCGACAGUUAGCCCCCUAAAACGCAGCGACGGUAUUAUGAACCUUGACCGCGCUUCACGGGGCAGUCCUUCAGCCAAAAGGCGGAGCGUUCAGGCAGCCAAUGUCUCUAAUGAGUUCAGCAUCUUUGAUGGGGAAGCGACUCCGACUACUGUUGAAGAGUCUGUAGGCGAGACACUAGCAGAAGAUGUAAUAACUUCGUUUCCCACUACCAUUAGCCCUUUCAGUCCUUUCGCUACGAUUCCAAAACGCUCGUCUUCUUUGCGACGCUCGACGCUUCAGCAACGUCAAAGUGAUCGUUCCCUUUUCUCUCGGGCAAAGGCUAUGGGCGAGUCUGAAUCUUAUGAAACCGGAAAUCGUCCGCGCCUGUCUUUGGAUAGUAACCUCUUUCAACCAAAUCGUGAUAGCUUGUUCUCUCCUCGGCCUGUACCGGGCAGUCCCCUAUUUACAACAUGUACUGGCGCUGAACAGACUCGCUCUGCUGCCCAUCCGCUCUCAAGGACAAUUACGCAAUCCUCAUCGAGCUCAAGUCUGGUAGACGACUCGCCAACACAUGAACCUAUUCACAAGAAUGAGCGUCCGAGAGGGGUGUUCAAUUUCUCCAAGUCGCUUCCAGCAGGUGCCACUCGGCCUACAAUUCGUCAACUGACCCGUGAAGAUUCAACAUCCUCCAUCGAUUCAUUUGCUACUCCAGAGAACUACAAGCUAGUAAAGCCUCUGCCAGCUGCGUUCAUGUCCACGGGUCUUAUCUCUAAAAAGAACCGCAAUGCUGAAGACCUUCAGAACAUGAUUGGCCUGAGCAAGAAUAUGCCUGAUACCCCGUGCAAACGGCCUAUCAAUCUAUUUCCCGCCGCACAGAAACCACAGCCCGAGCUAUCGUUAGGAAAGUCAACAUUGCUUCAUCAGUCAGACGCAGGACUUCAGUCCCCAUCCGACCCUCUUACCACACGUCCCAAGCCAGGCCAAUUUGGGCGAGGUAUGGGCAUCUUUGGAAACCCCUUCAACCGGCCUGUGGCUUCACGCCGUGGUAGCUUUGUGAGUGUAGACGGAGAUGAGGGGAUGCAAUCUCAGUCACCAUCAGGCAGGCAUGAUAGCCAACUACUAGGUGAAUAUGACUUUCCACCGACACCAACUAAACAGUCUUUUUUCCCCUCGCGCACUUACCCACCGGCUGUCUCGCAAAUAGCAUCUCUCGAGAGGUUGUCCGAGGCCAUGGGAACUAGCUCAAGCCCUCUACAUGACAGGUUCCAACGUGAAUCACCACAUACUCCUCAAGAGCACUUCUUUCCUCCUGACCCAAGUGGUCUGUCAAUUUCAGCACCCAAUGACCAGCACUCUGUCAAAGCGGAUUUCAAUUCAUCCAACCUGCCAGCAACCCCUACAGGACCACGCGAGUCUUUGCUGCAGUCUGGGAAGCGGCCUAGUUUGCCAUUGAAUGGAUAUCAUGCACCUGACGUCGACCAGAGUCUCACUUCGCGCUUCGAGAAGGUCGAGCUUACGGGUACGGGGGAGUUUUCUCAAGUGUACCGUGUUUCUGAGCCCCACAAGAAAUUAUCGUCGAUAUUUUCAAGCGACCCUAUGUCUCCAAAAAUCUUACAGGAGCAGGUGUGGGCGGUCAAGAAAUCCAAGCAGCCGUACUCCGGACUUAAAGACCGUGAGCGCCGCAUUCGUGAAGUAGAUGUGCUUAAGGCUUUAACAAAUUCCGACCACAUUAUUUCUUUUAUGGACAGCUGGGAAGACAAUGGCCACUUGUAUAUCCAGACGGAGUUCUGUGAAGAGGGCAGUUUGGAUGUAUUCCUUGCCCAUGUUGGUCUCAAGGCUAGGUUGGAUGAUUUUAGGAUCUGGAAAAUAUUGCUUGAAUUGUCCACAGGAUUAAAACACAUCCAUGAAAUGGGCUUUAUCCACCUUGACCUAAAACCAGCCAAUAUCCUAAUCACCUUUGAAGGUGUUUUGAAAAUUGCCGACUUUGGUAUGGCAACGCGUUGGCCAGCAGAGCACGGAAUUGAUGGCGAAGGGGAUCGUGAAUACAUCGGCCCGGAGAUCUUGAUGGGUCGCUACGACAAACCGGCAGACAUUUUCUCCCUAGGUCUGAUCAUGUUUGAAAUCGCUGGAAAUGUUGAACUGCCCGACAAUGGCCUUUCGUGGCAGAAACUUCGGAAUGGUGAUAUGAGCGAUGUUCCUAGUUUAACAUGGAGCUCUGGGACCAGCAUCUUUCGUGACGCAUCUGGGAACCCGGUUCCCGGGGAAUCAUCAUUCGAAGAACUCUGCGCCUCGGAUUUUGGUGACGAUACGUUUGGUGAAAAUGGGCUCCUCGGCAAGUCUAGUGAGCGCAAAGCCGUUCCCCUCGCUCGGUCUGGCGAGUUGGUUGAUCCUCCAAGCUUUAUGGUCGACGCCGGCAAUGAACAAGCUUUGGACAGGAUUGUACGGUGGAUGAUAUCCCCGGAACCACUUGAUCGGCCCACAGCUAAUCAGAUCUUGGAAACGUAUGGUGUCCAAUUCGUGGAGCGUCGACGCCGUGCCGGGGCUACGGUAUAUGAAGGCAAUUGGGGCCCUGCAGACGAAAUCCUCGCCGAGGAUGCCGAAAUGAUCGACGUAUAA
Aspergillus tanneri is the source of this 2868-nucleotide messenger RNA. Its product is annotated as tyrosine protein kinase SWE1. Gene Ontology annotation, biological process: protein phosphorylation. NCBI's taxonomy places the organism in Eukaryota, Fungi, Ascomycota, Eurotiomycetes, Eurotiales, Aspergillaceae. The record is from RefSeq and is a predicted model, not a curated record. Bases 1 to 2868 code for a protein of 955 amino acids. The transcript is spliced from 2 exons. Gene Ontology annotation, molecular function: ATP binding; protein kinase activity.